AUGGUUUUAUUUUUCCUCGACGUGAAAGAUUACAGUGGUUUAGUGAACAAAGCAGCACGUCUGCAUGCACAUCUGCCCCCAGGUGCUUCACUUACUACUCGCACUUUCUACGAGUGUCAUUUGUAUACCCCCAUUGAAGCUGUGGGCCAUAACCAACUGAUGCAUCACCUAAUCGUAUCUUCUCCCUUGGAUGACAAUGAGGGGUCACAUCGGCUCCUCAUUGUUCAUAUCCCACGCGUACGCUUUCCAGAACAUUUGAACCGGUGCCAUUUCAUUCAGGCUUUAUUUGGAUGUAGAACACCAGGUGUGGAGGUUGAACUAUGCGGGAUGCGUCUCGUGUACAAGGAAGAUUUGAAAGGGUUGAUCGAAACAAUUACCCGUUGCACCAAUGAUCGGCCUGCUUACUACGGAACUGGUGAUUUUACCGAUACCAAGAAAUAUAAGGGAAUUAGUUUGGGAGCUACAAGUUUGCUAACGAAUCUGCUAGAAGCAGCCAAAUCCAGCGAGCACAGCUCUGUAACCGAAGUUUGUCCUCCUUUCAUGCCUUUCGAUUUCCGACCAGAAUAG
Molecule: messenger RNA, 567 nt
Organism: Prunus armeniaca (apricot)
Lineage: Eukaryota; Viridiplantae; Streptophyta; Magnoliopsida; Rosales; Rosaceae
Source: the annotation of a GenBank genome assembly